AUGAGGGAAGUGGGAUUGGGAAUAAAGAAUAUGAUAGAAAGGAUGGAGGCAGAAAGAAAAGGAAGGGAGAGGAACUGGGGAAGGAGUUGGUGGGAUGGAGAUUGCAGGGAGAAAAAAAGAAUAGUAAGGAAGGCGUUGAGAAGGUGGAAGAGGGAGGUAGGUGAGGGGAGGGAGUACAGGAGAGAAAAGAGAGAGUAUAAGGAAUUGUGUGAACUGAAGAAAUGGGAGGAGAAUGAAAGAUGGGAAAAGAAGGUAAAAGAGGCGAAAACGGAGGGACAGGUAUGGAGAAUUGUAGGUGGGGAAAGGAAGAGGAAGACAAGGAUAAAUGAGAGUAUAAGGAUGGCAGAUUGGGAAGAAUAUUUUAGAGGGGUGUUAAGGGGAGUGGAGAGUAGGGUAGUGAAGGGGGAGGAAAGAACAGAAAGGGAGGUGGAGGAAAGAGAGUUGGGGAAAGAGAAAAUUAGCAGAGUGUUGGGAAAAAUAAGAGAUGGGAAGGCAAUGAGAGUGGAUGGGAUACCAGGAGAGGUUUGGAAGUAUGGAGGGGAAGAGACGGAGGAUUGGGUGCGUUGGUGUUGUAACGAGAUAUGGAAGGGGGAACGUUGGCCAGAGGGAUGA
Molecule: messenger RNA, 612 nt
Organism: Wasmannia auropunctata (little fire ant)
Lineage: Eukaryota; Metazoa; Arthropoda; Insecta; Hymenoptera; Formicidae
Exons: 1
Coding region: 1-612 (203 amino acids)
Source: RefSeq, a predicted model, not a curated record